AUAUCAGCCAGAUCAGACAGACGGUGUCCCACUCGGCGUAAGUUUGGUAACCGCUGAUGGUCAAACAGAAGAAGCUCCAUCAAGUGAGUUGUGGAGCUUCCGUUGGGCACUUCUAUCGAUGUUGCCAGGAACUGUCAAUGGUUACCUGGCCGGCUACAUCCCCACGAUCACCAAGUAUCAAGGUGUCAGUCUGGACGAAGCUGCCCUACUGGUGACAAUCAUGGGAUGUGUGGAUAUGGUCAGCAGAAUUGGGUUUGGAUUUGUUGCUGAUGCUCACAUUUUGACUCCAUCAAAGCUGCUGGCUAUUGCCUGCAUUUUUCUUGGUGUUAUCUGCCACCUGUUCGGGUUCGCCACCUCGUUCGUGACGUUAGUCCCUGUCAUCGUUGUCAUUGGAUUGUUCAUUGGUGCCCGUGGACCCAUGGGCUCGUUGAUCUGCAUCGAGGUGGUCGGGGCCAGGAAUAUGCCUGCAGCUUUCAGCAUCAUGUCUACGUUGAAUACAUUAGUUGGACCCACAGCCAACCCUAUCUUUGGAAAACUGGCUGAGGUGACCGGUUCCUUUGUGAUUGUGAUGCACGUGAUUGGUGCCGGCUACUUCACGUGUGCCGGCUGUCUGUUACUGCUGCCCUUGUUUGUACGGCUGGAUGCCAAGCAUGGCCGACAGAAAUGA
Molecule: messenger RNA, 667 nt
Organism: Candidula unifasciata
Lineage: Eukaryota; Metazoa; Mollusca; Gastropoda; Stylommatophora; Geomitridae
Source: the annotation of a GenBank genome assembly